This is a messenger RNA of Cucurbitaria berberidis CBS 394.84, 1434 nucleotides long. RefSeq lists its product as uncharacterized. The record is from RefSeq and is a predicted model, not a curated record. The transcript is spliced from 2 exons. Bases 1 to 1434 code for a protein of 477 amino acids. NCBI's taxonomy places the organism in Eukaryota, Fungi, Ascomycota, Dothideomycetes, Pleosporales, Cucurbitariaceae.
AUGUCCCAACCACCUCCACCUCCUCCACCACCGUCGCUCCCUUUGUCAACCAUCUCCCGCCCAGCUUCAGAUAUGACAGAAACUCAGAAGCUUCCCGUCUUCUCCCCGCCUGCCUUCCUCGACUAUCGCAGACUCCCCCCACCGGUGCAGCUCAAACCGUUGGAAAUCCCGCCAGACGCUGUACCACCACCGCCACCACCACCACCACUACCAACACGGCCAGACCACCAAUUCCGCUCACCUGUGAACCACCUACCCUCGAUCCAUUCAGGACUGCCACCCCGACACGACCAUUUCCCACCCAGACCAGCACCCGCCGUCGACAAGUUACUACAGCACCCUACUAAUCCAUACACCCCGCCUCGAUCAGACCCGCCUUAUUCCCCGCAGCAAUAUGGCCCUUCCAUCUCACCGCGUUCCGAGUUUGACAGCAGAGGACCGCGCAGGCUGACCGAACAACGCUAUCCCUACGACGAACCGAGACCAGUUCAACAUUAUCAACAUCAUGAGAUGCCCUAUUCGUCCCUUGCGUCACCAGUAGAGCCCUCGCAGCAAAGAGCGUACGCCCCACUUCCCUCACCUGGCUACACGCCAAGCUAUGCGUCAAGCAGCACUCCAUUCCGAGGCUCGGUUGGCUCCCAUGCACAUUCACAACGAGGCUCCAUAGCAGCCCCAUUGGGGUCGGUGGCGUACCCCGAACCGCCUGCGGCUGUUGCUCCACCUCGGAAACAAAGUCGCGCGAUUCCACUACCAGGGUCAAUACCACAACCUGUGUACAAUGAACAAAUGAACCUAAAUUACGAGCUCCGCGUGCGACAACAACCCAUCGCAGCACGGGCAUGUGGGUUUGGAGAACGCGACCGAAGGGUCAUCGACCCUCCACCAAUCAUCCAACUGUUGGUGACGGAUCCGAAGACGGGUGCCGCAGAACAGGAAGAGCUGCGUUACUCGCUCAACGUGGUCCAUUGCACUCUCUGGAAUGCCGAGGGAACCAAUGAGGAAACGGCACUCAUACAGCCGGAUCGACGAACCACGCGAAGAUUGAUGGGUCAGUUGGUGGCUUCGCCGUCCGUCGCAAAGGAUGAGCAUGACGUCGAGGGCUGCUUCUUCUGCUUCCCGGACCUUUCAUGUCGUACCCACGGCCGAUAUCGACUCCGGUUCGUGCUGAUGCGUAUCGAUCCCAUGAAUUUGCACGUGGGAGGAUACUCACCAAUCCUUACAGAAGUGCUGAGCGACGUCUUUACUGUCUACACAGCAAAGGACUUCCCCGGCAUGCGGCCAAGCAGUGCCCUCACUCGUGCGUUGAAGUUGCAGGGCUGCAACAUCCAGGUGAAGAAGGGGAAUGAAAAAGCGCUGGCUCGCAAACGGCUGACUGCGAGCCAAGAGCACGACAACACAGAGGACGAGGAAAUGAAAAGACGGCGCAGGGACUAA